AUUUUGUAUGCGUUAGCAUGUAAUUUGUGGUUAGCAUUCUUUAAAGUUUGUGAUUUUGUUUGUUGAGAGAAAUUUUCAUAUUGCUGUAAUUCAUAAGUUUUAACCACUGGAUACUCGGCAAAAAUCUUACAAUUUCAAACGCAUCAUCAGUAGUGCAAGCUAAUAUAUCUUUGGAAAAGAAAACAGCAAUCCUUCAAAAUGAGUAUGAGACCAGACGAUCAUCGUAGAAAAUGGGACAAAGAUGAAUUUGAAAGAAUAGCAGCAGAAAGAUUAAAAGCUGAAUUAGAAGAAGAGGAGCGAUCCCAAAAGAAAGCCCCGCCCGUUAAGAGAGAGUUAUUGAAACAACGCGAUUACAAAGUUGAUUUAGACUCAAAGUUGGGUAAAAGUGUAGUAAUCACAAAGAACACCCCAACAUCACAAUCUGGAGGCUACUACUGUAAUGUUUGCGACUGUGUUGUAAAGGAUUCUAUUAACUUCCUUGAUCACAUCAAUGGCAAGAAACAUCAAAGAAAUCUUGGCAUGUCCAUGAAGAUUGAACGAAGCUCAUUGGAUCAGGUGAAAGCUCGUUUUGCAUUGAAUAAAAGAAAACUAGAAGAGAAGAAGCGAGACUAUGAACUAGACACACGCCUCAAGGAAGCAGCGGAAGAGGAAGCCAGACUCAAGGAGCUUAGACGGGAGAGACGUCGUGACAAGAAACGGAAGCUUCAAGAAAAUGAUGAUGAUGAUGAGGUACCAGCUCAGUCUGAGCUGGCCCAAAUUAUGGGUUUCUCUGGUUUUGGGGCUUCCAAGAAAUAGAUUGUUUUAUAAAAUAAUGAUUUUAAUUAUAAAUAAACUUUUUGUCCAUCAAA
Molecule: messenger RNA, 848 nt
Organism: Aricia agestis (brown argus)
Lineage: Eukaryota; Metazoa; Arthropoda; Insecta; Lepidoptera; Lycaenidae
Product: zinc finger matrin-type protein 2
Exons: 3
Coding region: 199-795 (198 amino acids)
Biological process (GO): mRNA splicing, via spliceosome
Cellular component (GO): U4/U6 x U5 tri-snRNP complex; spliceosomal complex
Molecular function (GO): nucleic acid binding; zinc ion binding
Source: RefSeq, a predicted model, not a curated record